Prosopis cineraria is the source of this 5186-nucleotide messenger RNA. RefSeq names its product serine/threonine-protein kinase VPS15-like. Gene Ontology annotation, molecular function: protein binding; protein serine/threonine kinase activity; ATP binding. Gene Ontology annotation, biological process: late endosome to vacuole transport; protein phosphorylation; protein targeting to vacuole. Gene Ontology annotation, cellular component: phosphatidylinositol 3-kinase complex, class III, type II; nucleus-vacuole junction; late endosome. Lineage: Eukaryota; Viridiplantae; Streptophyta; Magnoliopsida; Fabales; Fabaceae. The record is from RefSeq and is a predicted model, not a curated record.
UUGGGCGAACAGCUUGGUUGGAACUGUGCCUGGGAUCGUCUCUCCUGCAGGACGGGAAGGGAAAAUUUCAAUUUCCUCUAAAUCAAACCAAAGCACCUGAACGUAUUUUUAUUCAAAUUACGCGCAACAUCCAGAAGCGGACGAGUACUGCUCGUCGAUGCUAGCUUGGAGCGAGGGGGAAUGUAAAAUCCUAAGAAUGCGAUGAAGUUUUGCAUUCGAUGGGGAACAAAAUUGCGCGCACGACGCAAGUUUCGGCUUCGGAGUAUUAUCUUCAUGACCUGCCCUCCACCUACAAUCUCGUCUUGAAGGAGGUUUUAGGUCGGGGCCGUUUCUUCAAGUCUAUUCAGUGCAAGCAUGAUGAGGGUUUGGUUCUAGUCAAGGUCUAUUUCAAGCGUGGUGACUUCAUCGAUCUCAAAGAGUACGAACGGCGUUUGAGUCAGAUUAGAGACAUUUUCCGUGGCAUUGAUCCCCACGUCUGGCCCUUUCAGUUUUGGCAGGAAACGGACAAAGCAGCAUAUCUCUUGAGGCAACAUUUCUUUCAUAAUCUGCAUGAUCGACUCAGUACUCGACCUUUUCUCAGUCUUAUUGAGAAGAAAUGGUUGGCUUUUCAGUUGCUUCUAGCCGUGAAACAGAGCCAUGAGAAGGGAGUAUGCCAUGGUGAUAUUAAGUGCGAGAAUGUUCUGAUUACAUCCUGGAAUUGGCUUUACCUUGCGGACUUUGCAUCCUUCAAGCCCACUCACAUCCCAUAUGAUGACCCCUCAGAUUUUUCUUUUUUCUUUGACACUGGUGGAAGGAGGCUCUGUUAUCUCGCACCUGAGAGAUUUUAUGAACAUGGAGGGGAGAUGCAGGUAGUACAAGAUGCUUCAUUAAAGCCAUCUAUGGAUAUAUUUGCAGUUGGGUGUGUAAUCGCAGAACUUUUCCUUGAGGGACAACCACUAUUUGAACUGUCUCAACUUCUUGCUUAUCGCAGAGGACACUAUGAUCCUAGCCAACAUCUUGAGAAGAUACCAGAUCCUGGAGUCCGUAAAAUGAUAUUGCAUAUGAUUCAAUUAGAACCAGAGUCACGUUUUUCUGCUGAAAGCUACCUGAAGGAAUUUGCAGCAGUUGUGUUCCCAACCUAUUUCUCACCAUUUUUGCAUGAUUUUUACCGCUGCUGGAGUCCCCUUCAUUCAGAUAUGAAGGUUUUACUAUGCCAAAGUGCUUUCCAGGAGAUACUUAAACAAAUGAUGAACAGUAGAUCACCUGAGGAGGUGGCUGUUGCUUCUGGUGAGCUUCUGCGAGAGGGUGUUGGUAAAGAAAAUGUCGAUUUUAUGAAGGACUCUUUGAUAAAGAGAGAUGAGAUGGGAAACAGGUUAAUUCCUGAUCACUAUGAGCUCCUUGGUGAUAUCAGUAGCCUACUGAGGGGUGCUAAAGAUCAUAACCAUUUAUCUGGUCCCAGGCACGUGAUAGGAAAUGCACCUAAUUCUACCCUUUCUGAGAAUCUAAAAAAUUUGCAGUCUCCUGGUGAGCUCCUUCAAACUAUCUCCAAUGCAUUCCGAGGAAAUGAUCAUCCCUUUCUGAAGAACAUUACAAUGAAUGAUUUGAAUUCAUUGAUGUCUGAUUACGAUAGUCAAUCAGAUACUUUUGGGAUGCCUUUCUUACUGCUACCAAAGGAUAGUAUGAGAUGUGAAGGCAUGGUUUUGAUUACUUCUUUGCUCUGUUCCUGCAUUCGCAACAUCAAGCUGCCUCACUUGAGGAGGGCAGCUGUGCUCUUGUUGAAGGCUUCUGCAUUAUAUACUGAUGAUGAAGAUCGUUUGCAGCGUGUUAUCCCGUAUGUUAUUGCAAUGCUUUCUGACCCAUCUGCAAUUGUGCGUUGUGCUGCUUUAGAGACUUUGUGUGAUAUUCUGCCCCUUGUCCGAGAUUUUCCACCCAGUGAUGCAAAGAUAUUUCCUGAAUACAUACUUCCAAUGCUUUCUAUGCUUCCUGAUGAUCCAGAGGAAAGUGUGAGGAUAUGUUAUGCCAGUAAUAUAGCUAAGCUGGCACUUACUGCUUAUGGAUUCUUGAUACGCUCUAUAAGUUUGGGUGAGGCAGGUGUACUUGAUGAAUUGAGUUCACCACAGAAGUCAUCAAUAUCAUUUAGUCAGACUAGUGGAAAAUUGCGAAGGAUAAAUGGUGAUGUGCAACUUUUGCAGCUGAGGAAAUCAAUUGCUGAGGUUGUCCAAGAACUUGUUAUGGGUCCGAAGCAAACACCAAAUAUUAGAAGAGCACUCCUUCAGGACAUUGGGAAGUUGUGUUAUUUCUUUGGUCAGAGGCAUAGCAAUGACUUUCUCUUACCCAUUCUCCCUGCUUUCCUUAAUGACCGGGAUGAACAAUUACGGUCUGUGUUCUAUGAGAAGAUUGUAUAUGUCUGCUUUUUUGUGGGCCAAAGAAGUGUAGAAGAAUAUCUUUUACCUUACAUUGAGCAGGCUUUAAGUGACACAACAGAGGCUGUCGUUGUCAGAGCCUUAGAUUGUUUGACCAUUCUUUGCAAAAGUGGUUUCUUCAGGAAGAGGAUACUGCUUGAAAUGAUAGAGCGUGCAUUUCCUUUGCUGUGUUAUCCUAGUGAAUGGGUGCGCAGAUCAGUGGUCUCAUUCAUUGCUGCUAGCAGUCAGAGCUUGGGUGCUGUAGAUUCUUAUGUUUAUCUUGCUCCUGUUAUACGACCCUUCCUCAGCAGACAACCUGUAUCUCUAGCUUCUGUGAAGGCCCUUUUUUCAUGUUUAAAGCCUCCUGUCUCAAGACAGGUUUUCCAUGAAGUAUUGGAGAACUCCAGGAGUUCAGACAUGUGAAGACAAAGAAAGAUAUGGUAUAGUUCAUCAUCACAAUCUAAACUAUGGGAAAUGGAUUUACUGAGAAGAGGAAUAGAUGAGUUGGACUCAUUGAAGAGCUGGCCUGACAAGCAACAAGGUGCUGGGGGUCAACAAUCUAGUGGCACUGGCUUCCAACAGCCAGGGCUAACUGAUUGUGAUGAGGCUGACACAAAGUUGAGAAAUAUGGGGGCCUUCAUGCAUAAUGAUUGCAGUACGGUAGGACAUCAUGAUCCCCAGUGCUCGGAGAAGUUACAGUUCUCUGGAUUGAUGUCACCUCAGGUUAGUUGUAGCAGUUUGCCAUAUGAGAAGUCAUCAAAUAGCAUACCUUUGUAUUCUUUCAGCAUGGACAGGCGGGCAGCGGGAAUUCCUCCUGCAGCAUCUGAUUCUCCACUACAAAUGAAUUCUCUAGGUAUCAGUUCAUCCACCAUGCCUUGGGUUAGUCCAGUUAGCAAGUCCUUUAAUUUGGCUAGUUCAGUUCCAGCCCCAAAGUUUGUUUCAGGUUCUUUUAGCAUCAGCAGUGGUUCUAAACAUUUCUAUCGAGUGGUGCACGAACCAGAUGGUAGGGAAAAUGAGACAGCCUAUAUUAAUAGCAAAAUUCAAGAUGUGGGAUUAUCCACUGAUAGCAAAGGUAGUUCAAUCUCGCUUGAAGAUGCAACCAACCAAACGGAUGCAUCGGGAUUUCCAUCUUUUGCUCGCACAUCCAUUCCUGAUCCUGGUUGGAGGCCCCGUGGAGUUUUGGUUGCACACCUCCAAGAGCACCGUUCGUCUGUGAAUGACAUAGCAAUUUCUACCGAUCAUAGCUUCUUUGUGAGCACAUCUGAUGACUCUAUGGUCAAGAUAUGGGAUUCUAGGAAGCUGGAAAAGGAUAUUUCAUUCAGGUCAAGGCUAACUUAUCAUUUGGAUGGAAGCAGAGCGCUAUGUGCAACAAUGCUUAGGAGUUCUGCACAAGUAGUAGUUGGAGCAUGUGAUGGAUUAAUUCAUAUGUUUUCUGUUGAUCAUAUCUCUAGGGGUCUAGGAAAUGUUGUUGAGAAGUAUUCUGGUGUUGCUGACAUCACAAAGAAGGAUAUAAAGGAAGGCGCCAUUCUCAACCUAUUGAACUACCCUGUGGAUGCUUAUACCAUCAUGUUUAGCACUCAGAACUGUGGUAUUCAUCUGUGGGAUACUAGGUCAAGUUCCAGUUCAUGGACUCGUAAAGUUACUCCUGAGGAGGGUUAUAUUACUUCUCUGGUAGUAGGGUCUUGUGGUAAUUGGUUUGUAUCAGGGUCAUCCAGGGGCGUGCUUACUCUUUGGGAUCUGAGAUUUCUGAUACCUGUGAACUCUUGGCAGUAUUCCCUUGCUUUCCCUAUAGAAAAGAUGUGUCUCUUCCUUCCUCCUUCAAAUGCCCCUUUAUCUUCGACUGUGAGGCCCCUUGUUUAUGUGGCUGCAGGUAGCAAUGAAGUUUCUCUUUGGAAUGCAGAGAAUGGUAGCUGCCACCAGGUAUUGAAAGUGACCAACUAUGACAGUGAUGCAGAAAAGUCUGAAAUGCCUUGGGCCUUGGCUAGACCUUCUAACAAGGGAACUUCUAAGUCAGAUUUGAGGCGAAAUGUCAAUCCCAAGUAUAGAGUUGAUGAACUAAAUGAACCUCCUCCCCGUCUUCAUGGCAUUCGUUCAUUGCUUCCCUUGCCAGGGGGUGAUUUAUUGACUGGGGGCACUGACUUGAAGAUACGUCGAUGGAAUCACUACAGUCCUGACAAAAGUUACUGUAUAUGUGGACCUGACUUGAAAGGAGUAGGGCAUGAUGAUUUGUAUGAAACAAAAUCUAGUUUUGGCGUGCAAGUUGUACAGGAGACAAAGAGACGUCCUCUUUCGAACAAGUUGACAGCAAAGGCAGUUGUCACGGCUGCUGCCACUGAUCCUGCAGGUUGCCACCGUGAUUCUAUCCUUUCUCUGGCUUCUGUUAAGUUAAACCAGAGACUCUUGUUAUCAAGUAGCAGAGAUGGUGCUAUCAAGGUUUGGAAGUAGCCAAACUAAUUCGGGAUGGUUGUACGUAGGCAGUGUCAACUCUAGUGGUUAAAAUUGUACAUAAGUUAUAGGAGCUAACCCAUUUAGUGGAUGUUCAAGCUGCUCUUAAUGCUAUCUGGGACGUCAAAGUCCCUUGAUCUGUAGAGAAGGUAUUAUACAGGGGAGUUGAAUUAAGUCUAGUUUCUCGAAGCGUAGGAAUAUUAAGCAUCUGGAUAUGUAUUAUGGGCAUGUUGGCCCCGGUCUUCGAGCUUGUUUUUUUUUCAUUCGGCAUUCUCUGUUGCCUUUGUAUUACGAAUAGUAAUGAUGACAAAGAGUAGUUUCAUUCAAUAUGCAUGCAAACCUUUGUGGUUUUAUUGAAAA